Molecule: messenger RNA, 1185 nt
Organism: Dermatophagoides pteronyssinus (European house dust mite)
Lineage: Eukaryota; Metazoa; Arthropoda; Arachnida; Sarcoptiformes; Pyroglyphidae
Product: cathepsin O-like
Biological process (GO): proteolysis
Molecular function (GO): cysteine-type peptidase activity
Source: RefSeq, a predicted model, not a curated record
UUCGAUUUUUGCUUAUAACCGAUUUUAUUUUACCUUUAAAUUCAAAUUAUCAAUCGAUAAAAUCAAAUUUAAAGAAUGUUAUUUCUUCGAUUUUUAUUAAAUUUAUUGAUUGUUAAACAAAGUACAGAUCUAAUACAGAUUCAGUUUGAACAAUUUAUUGAUCAUUUUGAAAAAUCAUAUAAAAAUAAUCCUGAUGAAUAUAUUUAUCGGAUAAAAAUCUUUGAGAAAUCAUUGAAAAAAAUUAAUUUUUUAAAUCAAUUUCGACAACAUAAAAAUAGUGCAUUGUUUGGCCUGACCAAAUAUUCCGAUUUAACUGAACAGGAAUUUAAACAAAUCGUUUUAAAAAAUAAUGUUUCAAAAUCAUCGAAGAAGAAGAAUAAGAAAACACGACGAAAUACUGUUGAAUCUUUUUCGGUAACUAGUCCUAUUGACGAUGUUAAUAUACCUCAAAAAUUUGAUUGGCGUGAUAAAAAUGCUGUUAGUCAAAUUCGUGAUCAAGGAGAAUGUGGUGCAUGUUGGGCUUACAGUAUUGCCACUACUGUUGAAUCAAUGUUGGCCAUUAAAACGAAUAAAACAUUACGAGAAUUUAGUACACAACAAUUGGUUGAUUGUUCGGAAAAUCAUGGAUGUAAUGGUGGUGAUAUAUGCUCAACAUUAGAAUGGAUGUCCAAUAAGAAUAUAUCAUUAGAAACAUUGCAAGAUUAUCCAUCCAAAUCGAUUGCUGGUAAUUGUCAAAGUGAUUCCCCGGCAAAACAUUCCGGUGUGCGAAUUCAAACGAAACAUCUUUGUGAAAAUUUAGUCGGUAAUGAACGCCAAGUAAUUCGUAUGAUUGCUAAUCAUGGUCCAGUAAUAGCAACAGUUGAUGCAUCAACAUGGCAAAAUUAUCUUGGUGGUAUCAUUCAAUAUCAUUGUUUUAAUAAUCGUAAUCAUGCUGUACAAAUUACUGGUUAUGAUUUAUCCGGACCAAUACCAUAUUAUCGUGUACGAAAUACAUGGAAUUUAGAUUUCGGUAUAAAUGGUUAUGUACAUAUUGCUAUUGGUGAUAACCUGUGCGGAAUAGCUGAAGAAAUUUCAUCAAUAGAUCUUGUCGAUAUUCCAAAGUCAUUUUUAUAAUGAUCAUUAAUCUUCAUCGUUGAUAAUCAUUUCACGAAAAACAUUUACCGAUAUGAUUAUUAAAAAUAUCCA